Messenger RNA from Haliotis rubra (blacklip abalone), 2998 nucleotides. RefSeq lists its product as uncharacterized. The transcript has 2 exons. The record is from RefSeq and is a predicted model, not a curated record. Bases 367 to 2124 code for a protein of 585 amino acids. NCBI's taxonomy places the organism in Eukaryota, Metazoa, Mollusca, Gastropoda, Lepetellida, Haliotidae.
UGGAAGUUAGCCAUGAUUGUUGCACGCGCCAUACAUCUGCGUUGUUGGAAACCAAACGUUUUGGCUGAUUUUGUGAAAAUAUGCACAUAGAACCAACCGAAGCCAAUACCGACAAAUAUUUGCUUGAGAUAUACCCUAACAACAAGCUACAACCACACUGAAAGUGAACCGCUUUUCCUGGAAGUCGCUCGGCCAUGACAUUCUGCCACUCCGUGAAUAGAACAUUGUGUAUGUCUGGACCGUCAUCCAAAAUAUAUUCUUGGAGCGCCCGGUAGCAUUCAUUGACUGGAAGAAGAAUCCCUGACCUGGAAGCAAGUCAGCGGUACUGACCAGAAGAACUCUGUUUACUCAGACAAGCCAGUCAUCAUGCCUCGGUUUAAGAAGAAGACCGUGGGAUUAAUUGCAGUAGCUGUUUUGUGCAUUGUCAUGGGUCUACAGCAUUUCAACGAUAGUGAUAUGCUCCAGGAUGCAGCUUCUAGCCUUCGUCGACACAGCGGGGACAUCAACGUGAUGGUGCAGCAACCUCUAAUCAGAGACUUCUCAUCACUUAUUCAAAACCGAUCGCUUCUAAAGAUUAAUCGGCAGACCUCUCAUGAAUCUGUUAAGGAAGGUGGACUGUUAAAUAGAAUGUCAAUGAGAGGACUAGACCUGCCAGGUGAGUUGCCACCACGCAGCUUUGACGACCUCGGACAACACGUAGUGCCCAACACGGUGUUUUACGUUUGGUGUGGGAACAGAACAUUCGAGUAUAUUCACUACUUAAGUGUUCGCAGUGUUUGGACCCACAUGGAGCCCGAUGUAUUAGAGAUUCAUUAUAAGAUCCCACCCCGACAAGACAAAUAUAACGACUGGCUGGAUGAGCUUAAAUCCUCCAUUGCCAAUCUUGGUUUGAAGCAAAUGCCAGGAUGGGUUGGUUGUGAAAAUUCGCAUGACUUUGGCCGUGAUUUGUUACACGAUACGGGUGGCAUCUUAGUAUCCGAAGACACAGUAAUUCUGAAUCCGUUGCCAAAUUUUAGAAAGGAACACUUAUCAGUAUAUUUAGCCGAUAAUAAUAUUCCGAAAGUUCUGAUCAGCUCGGCGGGGAAUGACAAAUUAAAUGGACUGCCAUGUUUUAAAGGCUCUCAGUUUUAUAAACCUUCUCCACUUGACAACAGUGCUAUGAAGUCGUGUCAGAGGAUCCUGCAUAUUUCUGACAGUGAACUUUCCCAACCUUCCCUCUGUGUCUACAUCGUUCAGCAAUCAUAUCCAAAGCAUAUAAUAUCACUUGACAGUCCUUUAGCUGCCGAUCUACGGUAUGUUGCUUAUGGGCAGAGAGAACCUGUGUUUCCAUCCACUGACACUUCUUCAACCAUCCCCAAGAAUGUCCAUUAUGUUUGGUACAACAAGGCAAAUAUGACAUUUAUUAUGUAUUUAAGCAUCAUGAGUUCACUAUAUGUGCUCAAAGCGGACAAAGUUUUUAUUCACGGCAACAAUGCACUGGAGGGCUUUUACUGGGACAAGGUUAAGGUCAUCCCGCGAGUAAGGCUGGUUUUCAGAGAAAUCCCAAGGGAAAUUUUCGGAAAACAGGUAUUAUUCCGUCACCAUAAAAGUGACAUUCUUAGGGGAGACAUUUUAUACAAGUACGGUGGCAUUUAUGUUGACUGGGAUGCUUUGUGGUUGAGACCUGUUGAUGACAUCAUAUCCGCCGGAUAUGACGUAGUUGUUGAUAUAGAUCACCUUCCUCGUGAGCCGUAUCCGGACUCUAUCAAUAUGGGAGUAGUGCUUUCAAAACCACGAUCAAAAUUUAUAGACAUUUGGAGAAAAACCUACAGAAAAUACAGGAAUGAUGAUUUUUAUUAUAAUCCAAUCGAGGUUCCUUAUAAAAUAUAUGAGAGGCACCCGAAUUUGGUUAAAAUAGAGCCACGACUACAGGUGAUGUGCUUUCGGCUGCAGUGCCAUCCGAUCUUCCACCCACAGUAUAAAGACUUUCAACACUCCCAGCCUUUCAACUGGAGGACAGAUGCCUAUGCAAUACACUUCACGUAUCCGGACCCAGAAGAGUAUGAAAACACCACAACUCUGAACAAUGCAUCUGGGAUGUUUGCUGAAAUAGGGAAACAUAUUUUGGAUUCCAUCAAAGAUUAAAGUUAUAAGAAUAUAUGUGAUACUGAAUACUCGUGUGAAUUCGUGCGGGCGUAUGCCCUGUAAAAUAGUUGCGUUGUCGUCUUUGAGUUCCCCGGAAGUGAGUUUGGUUUUUACGCCGUUUUAUGUAAUAUCCCAACAACAGCACGGCGGGGGACAUCAGAAAUGGGCUUCACACAUUGUACACUUGACCGGAAUCGAACCCGGGUCUUCGGCGUAACAAGCGAACGCCUUAACCAGAAGGCUACCUCACCGGAAGAAGUCAAUGCACGUACAUCUAAGCUUUUUAUAUCCACUGAAUGGGUCGCUGUGGUACUUUGGUAGUUAAGUCCUUCACUCGUUAGUUGACCUGAGUUCUGUUUAAACUCAGGCUUGUGUUUGACGCCUAAUGUUCGUGUUCAGCAAUAACAUUGCUGGAAUAAAGCACCUACCUCUGCAAUGGCCACAUGAUGUUGGAAACUUGGGCACCUAGUAGUUCGACCUUGAAAUACUUGUCGGAACAGGCAACGCGAGACGCCUCUACUUCACAGGGACAUGGUGCAACCCAGUUAAGCUGCUACCGUUCGAAGCAAGAAAACAUAUCAGUUACAUUACGACAUAAUUUAGCCCGUCAUUUGCCUGUUCUAACGAAUUCAGACACGAAGCAGUCGCAGUAAUACCCCGUUACAUGUCAAUGUUUCUUUGUUUUUAUCACAGUAUUAUGUUAUGUAUUUCUGUUCAAUCAGAGAAUUACCUAGUUCAGAUCCAUGUCUGAACGCCGCUGUGAUACAGCUGUAGUGACUACCGACAGCAACCCGUGAAGAUCCGGGUUAGAACUGAUCUUCAGCAACCCAUGCUUGUCGUAAGAGGCGAUUAACGGGAUCGGGAGGUCAGGCUC